Molecule: messenger RNA, 3631 nt
Organism: Brassica rapa (field mustard)
Lineage: Eukaryota; Viridiplantae; Streptophyta; Magnoliopsida; Brassicales; Brassicaceae
Product: probable methyltransferase PMT26
Cellular component (GO): endosome; cytoplasm; trans-Golgi network
Molecular function (GO): methyltransferase activity
Source: RefSeq, a predicted model, not a curated record
UUGAGCUAAAAACAUGCCGCUAUAAUAAGGAACACCACCACACAACAACUUUGCUUUAUUUUUACCAAAAAACAACUUUGCUUUGUUAAAUAUUAUUAUCAUAUGAUGAUUAUAUACAAUUCUGGUUAAUAUACAAAAAAUAUGGUUAAGGUCGUGUAAUAAGCAAUUGACUAAACAUAACCAAAAUAAUCUAAAAAAAGAAGAAGAAGAUUUGAAUAGAUUUUCGACCACUACUAAAUUCACGCCUGCUCCGUAGUUCCCUCUCUUCUUUCUCUCCGCGUCAAGCAUUUUUCUAAAAUAAGUAUUUUCCCCUCCAAAUUGAAAUCUAAAUUAAAAAUAAACACUUUUAGAUCAAAACUCAUAAUCAAAUCAAAUCUCUCUACUAUAUAAAUAAUACACUUCUCUCCUCACAAAUCUCAAAAACCUCUCGAAUUUUCCCGAGAAACUGACGGAAAAUGGCUCCCUAGCUGAAAUUUCGAGAUUCAGAUUCCCCCCUUCUUUCUCGCCUUCUCACAUUGCUUAUCGCCUGUAUCAGGCGUGUGUACACGUAUUGUUAUUGGAAUCAUGGCACAAGUAAGGUACACUAGGUUAGAUAACAGGAGGCCCUCCUCAAACUACUGUUCGACAGUGACUGUUGUUGUGUUUGUGGCCCUAUGCUUAGUCGGGAUCUGGAUGAUGACGUCCUCCUACGUUGGACCCGCUCAGAACGUUGAUGAGGUUUCUCUUGACACCAAUGAUGGGAUAAAGAAACAGAUGACCCCGCCUGCGGAGGAGGGCAAUGUCCAGAAGUCUGAAGAGGCAGCUGGUGAAACACUGAAUGAGGAAAAGAAAAGUGAUGGUGAUGCAAGUUUUCCUGAAGGUGAUGAAAGUUCGAGCAAACAAGAUGACCAGGAAGAGAAGAAAGAAGAGAAAACUAAAGAAGAGUCUACUUCGUCUGGUGAUGAGAGCUCAAGCAAACAAGAGGACCAGGAAGAGAAGAAAGAAGAGAAAAUUAAAGAGGAGCCUAACUCAUCUGGUGAUGAGAGCUCGAGCAAACAAGAGGAUCAGGAAGAGAAGAAAGAAGAGAACGCUAAAGAGGAGCCUACUUCAUCUGGCGAUGAGAGCGCGAGUCAACAAGGGGACCAAGAAGAGAAGAAAGACGAGAAACCUAAAGAAGAGUCUACUUCAUCUGGUGAUGAGAGUUCGACCAAACAAGAGGACCAUGAAGAGAGGAAAGAAGAGACUGCUUCAAAUGGCGAAACAAAAAGUGAGACCGAAGGUGGGGAAAAUAAAAACGAUGACUCCAAGUCAGAGAAUGGUGAUGGAAAUGAUUUGGGUGAGAAAAAAGAUUUGAAAGACCACCCAGAUGAAGAAAAUCCUGAGUCCAAGUCAGAGAAUGGUUUUGAUGGAAGUGAUUUGGGUGAGAAAAAAGAUUUGAAAGACCACCCAGAUGAAGAAAAUCCUGACUCCAAUGAUAACCAAACCAAACCCGAGACGGAGGACAACGAGUCUGGUGAAAACCAAAAGAAAACUACAGCUGAUGAAAGUGAGAAAAAGUCCAGUGAUGAUGAUACAGAGGCAAAAGGUGAUAAAGAAACCAAAACAGGCAAUGAAGGUGCUGAAACGAAGACCGAGAAGGAAAGCACCGAGACAAUUGUGGAGCAAGAGAGUAUAGCUAAAAACGAGACAUCAGGGGAUCUUUCGCCUCCUGUGGCACAGUUAGAGCUACUGAAUGAAACUACCGCACAAAAUGGUUCAUUUACAACCCAGGCAACGGAGUCCAAAAAUGAGAAAGAAGCUCAGAAGGGUUCUGGUGAUCAAGUUGAUUUCAAAUGGACACUCUGCAAUACAACUGCCGGACCGGAUUACAUUCCAUGUCUCGAUAAUGUGCAAGCCAUUAAGAGUCUUAAGACUACUAAACAUUAUGAGCAUCGUGAGAGGCAUUGCCCAGUCACCCCACCCACCUGCCUUGUUCCUUUGCCUGAAGGAUACAAGCGGCCAAUUGAGUGGCCCAAAAGUCGAGAAAAGAUUUGGUACACUAACGUCCCUCAUACCAAGCUUGCUGAGUAUAAGGGGCAUCAAAAUUGGGUUAAAGUUACCGGAGAGUUUCUAACUUUCCCUGGAGGAGGAACCCAAUUCAAGCAUGGUGCUCUUCAUUACAUCGAUUUCAUACAGGAGUCUGUCCCUGAUAUUUCUUGGGGUAAACGCUCUCGAGUGGUCUUGGAUGUUGGAUGUGGUGUUGCAAGCUUUGGUGGUUUCCUCUUUGACAGAGACGUGACCACCAUGUCCCUGGCGCCUAAAGAUGAACAUGAAGCUCAAGUGCAAUUUGCUCUUGAGAGAGGCAUUCCCGCCAUUUCUGCGGUGAUGGGCACAACAAGGCUACCUUUCCCUGGCAGAGUCUUUGACAUUGUUCACUGUGCUCGCUGUAGAGUGCCAUGGCACAUAGAAGGUGGAAAACUCCUUCUGGAGCUUAAUCGUGUAUUGAGACCCGGUGGCUUCUUUGUGUGGUCUGCUACUCCAGUUUAUCAGAAAAAGACCGAAGACGUUGAAAUAUGGGAAGCUAUGACUGAACUCACUAAGAAAAUGUGUUGGGAACUCAUAUCGAUCAACAAGGACAAAAUCAACGGAGUUGGUGUAGCUACUUACAAAAAGCCCACUUCAAACGAAUGCUACAAAAGCAGAUCAGAACAACAACCUCCGAUAUGUGCGGACUCUGAUGACCCGAAUGCAUCUUGGAAGGUGCCACUUGAAGCAUGCAUGCACACAGCACCAGAAGACACAACGCAGCGUGGAUCUCAGUGGCCCGAGCAAUGGCCAGCGAGAUUAGAGAAACCACCAUUCUGGUUAUCAAGUUCCCAGACCGGAGUUUAUGGAAAAGCAGCACCAGAUGAUUUCAGCGCUGAUUAUGAGCACUGGAAACGUGUAGUGACCAAAUCAUACCUUAAUGGUCUAGGAAUUAACUGGGCAUCUGUUAGAAAUGUCAUGGACAUGAAAGCCGUUUAUGGAGGAUUUGCAGCGGCUCUAAGAGACUUGAAAGUGUGGGUGAUGAAUGUGGUUCCAAUAGAUUCACCAGAUACACUAGCAAUAAUCUAUGAACGAGGACUCUUCGGUAUCUACCAUGACUGGUGUGAAUCUUUCAGCACUUAUCCGAGAUCAUACGAUCUCGUUCACGCUGACCAUCUAUUGUCCAAACUCAAACAAAGGUGCAAUCUAACGGCGGUUGUUGCGGAAGUGGAUCGGGUUCUGAGACCGGAAGGGACACUAAUAGUCCGAGACGAUGCAAAAACCGUACAAGAAGUGGAAGCAAUGGUGAAAGCAAUGAAAUGGGAAGUUCAUAUGACUUACUCUAAAGGCAAAGAAGGUUUGCUUUCUGUUCAAAAGUCAAUUUGGCGACCCGAAGAUGUACAAACUCUCACUUACGCUAUUGCCGCUUGAGAACAAACUUAGUCCUGAGCCCCCACGCUUUUGUACGUAAACACACACACUCUUAUUAACUCGUUAUAUCAUUUUUCCUUUUUGUCGUCUUUUAGGGUUAUUCUUCCCAUUUUUAGUGUAUUAAGUCUGAGUUGAGUCGUUUGUCUGUACUACUCGCACUUGUUUCUCGUCUUGAAGAUGCAGAACUUUCUUGAGGUUCUUGUUUUGUUAAUGUUAA